ACUUACGUAGUACGAUACUGACAAGAGGUCAUGCCGCUUCAGGUGUUUUACGUAAUCAACGCAUCCUAUAACGUAUCCACGACCUUGAUCAAGAUAUCGCUCUUGUUUCAAUACCUGCGCGUCUUCCGCGACGGCAAGAUGAGGGUGAUAUGCAUUACGAUGCUCGUUCUCACUGGCCUGUGGGGCGGAGCAUACUCCUUCAUGGCAUGGGUGCCGUGUUUUCCUGUACGCGGCUAUUGGACUUGGUCUGUGGGCGCGAAAUGCUACGGUUUCGGUUCGACGAAGGCCGACGAGGUUUUUGCCGUCUGGGUGUCCCAUACCGCGGUAAAUGCGGUACUGGAUAUGGUCGUGUUCCUGAUUCCUAUGCCGCUCUAUUUUGAGCGAGGCACGACUCGCCGGACCAAGGUGGGAUUAGCUGGUCUACUCGUCUUGGGAUCGGUGGUGAUCGGAUUGUCAAUGUGGCGACUAGCCACGAUCGUCGAGAAUAAAGCGUCAACGAGUCCCGCGUUCGACCCGACGUGGUAUACCCCCAUUAGCAUCGUACUGGGCGUCCUGGAGGUCACGAUAGCUAGUAUCUGCGCCUCGGUACCGAUCUUCUGGCCGUCGCUGAGAGCGCGUCUCGACGAGAUUUUCAUCACGAGGGAGAUCACCGUGACGAGAGGCCGCCGGUCUAGCCGAUUCUCCGCAGUUGACUGCGGCAAUGCGGUGGAGCUCCAGCACGGCGCAGGCGAGAGUAGCCGGAAUACAGAAAGCAAGUGGUUGAGAUGUUCCAGUAGGGCAGGUAGCGAAACAAGCCGGAGUCGGCUAGCUGAGAUCAGGCCGGCGGAAAAGAAGACCCGGCACUACAUGGGUGAUUUCAUCCAAGACCAGGUGGACCCUCUGAGAAAGAAGGGGCCUUUCGUCGUCGAGUCGGAAAUCGUGUCAGGCGGGGCCAAGGGGCCGAAGCUGGGAGGGCUUUCGCGGAGUAGGUGAGGGUUGAUGAGAGGAUCGCCUAGACGCAGCGCCUCUUGAGGAGGAUUGGCGUGAGAUACCUAGUAAACAACGGAUACGAACGGAAUGCAUCCGAGAUAAUAGAUCCACGUAGGGGGCACGUUUAUAUCAUGUACACAGAUAAGUAGAUAAACCAUGGGGACUGCCCUUAUAGACAACACAGUCCCGC
Durotheca rogersii is the source of this 1159-nucleotide messenger RNA. RefSeq lists its product as uncharacterized. Lineage: Eukaryota; Fungi; Ascomycota; Sordariomycetes; Xylariales; Xylariaceae. The transcript has 2 exons. The record is from RefSeq and is a predicted model, not a curated record. The annotation marks the transcript as partial.